Messenger RNA from Raphanus sativus (radish), 4419 nucleotides. Its product is annotated as scarecrow-like protein 34. The transcript is spliced from 2 exons. Gene Ontology annotation, biological process: regulation of DNA-templated transcription. The record is from RefSeq and is a predicted model, not a curated record. NCBI's taxonomy places the organism in Eukaryota, Viridiplantae, Streptophyta, Magnoliopsida, Brassicales, Brassicaceae. The coding region runs from base 309 to 4277 and encodes 1322 amino acids. Gene Ontology annotation, cellular component: nucleus. Gene Ontology annotation, molecular function: DNA-binding transcription factor activity; sequence-specific DNA binding.
UUAUAAUAUACAUACAGCAAACAAUUCCUCUCCAGUCUCCUCCACUUAGACCAUUUCCUCAAACACAAAGCUUUUUCUUCCAUAGCAUCUGAAUCGGCGCAUCUUAACCUCAACAGGUACGUUUGCAGUUGUUUCUUACCAAAAACAGAACCUAUCUACUUAAUAUUAACUAAACAGCACCACUUUGUGAUUAGGUUCUUCUCUGUUCUGUUUUGCUGUUUAUUAUCUUGAUCAGGGAGAGGAAAAACAUUCAACCUUUAAAACGGGGUUUCUUGUGGAACAAUUCUUAGGGGGUUUUGAAAUAACUGAUGGGUUCUUAUUCUGGUGGGUUCCCUGGAUCAUUUGACAACUUUGAUUUCAAUUUUGGAAAUGGUUUCUAUCUGGAUGAUCAACCUUUGUUAGAAGUUCCAUCUCCCUUCCCUCCUCCUCCUCCUCCUCCAGCUCAUCCAGAUCCAUAUUCACAACAGAAUCUUGCUGCUGAUGCUGAUGCUGAUAUCUCUGAUUCUGUUCUGAAAUACAUAAGCCAAGUGCUUAUGGAAGAAGACAUGGAGGAGAAGCCUUGUAUGUUUCACGAUGCUUUGUCUCUUCAAGCAGCUGAGAAAUCUCUCUAUGAAGCUCUCGGCGAGAAGUACCCUACUGAUCAUUCUGAGCCUCUGAUGACUACUACUUUUACUACUACCACUGUUCAGCUGGCUCGUAGUCCUGACGGUUCUUCUCCAAGCACCACGUCAUCUGAUUGGAGUUUUGAUUGUUUUGAGAACAAUAGGCCUUCUUGGUUCCACACACCGGUCCCGGAAAACUUCGUUUUCCAGUCUACUAGAUCCAAUAUUCCCAAGUCUUCUGACGUGGUUCGCAAGUCAAGUUUCAAUCAUGAUCUGCUUUCUAAUAUGUUUAAAGAUAGUGAAUUGGCGUUUCAGUUCGAGAGAGGUAAGGAGGAAGCUAGUAAGUUCCUUCCCAAGAGUUGUCAGUUAGUUAUAGAUGUGGAGAGUAGUUACAACCCAUCAAAUGAUCCUAAGGAGCAUAAUAACUCAGUUCCUUACAGAAGAACCGGAAAGAAAAAACACUGGCGUGAAGAUGAAGAAGAACAUUUGGUGUCUGAAGAAAGAAGUAAGAAGCAAUCAGCUGUCUAUGUGGAUGAAGCUGAGCUAUCUGAAAUGUUUGACAAGAUUCUAUUAUUUGGCCGGCCUAAGGAGCAACCUCUAUGCAUUCUCAACGAUAAUUUCAUCAAAGAAACCGCCAAAGAUUCAUCACCAAGUUAUAAAGGCGACACAACGCAACAGAAGCCUGCAGCUAGCUGUGGCAACAGUUAUGUGAAAGAUACACCUGAUCUGAGGAACCUUUUGGUUUCAUGCGCGCAAGCUGUGUCUAGUAACGAUCGUGAAAUGGCUGAGGAAUUGUUAAAACAAGUUAGGCAGCAUUCAUCAUCUCACGGCGAUGGGACAGGGAGGUUAGCUCAUUACUUCGCAGACAGUCUCGAAGCACGCUUGGCCGGGACAGGUACACAGAUUUACACCGCCUUGUCUUCCAAGAAAACACCUGCUUCCGACAUGCUGAAAGCUUACCAGACGUACGUAUCGGUCUGCCCUUUCAAUAAAACCGCAAUCAUAUUCGCUAACCACAGCAUCCUGCACUUGGCUACCGACGCCCAAACCAUCCACAUCAUAGACUUUGGCAUCUCUUACGGCUUCCAGUGGCCUCCUCUCAUCCAUCGCCUCGCUUGGAGACGUGGUGGGUCGUGUAAGCUUCGGAUAACCGGUAUAGAGCUGCCUCAACGCGGGUUUAGACCAGCUGAGGGAGUUGCUGAGACGGGUCAUCGCUUGGCUAGGUAUUGCCAGAGGUACAAUGUUCCGUUUGAGUACAAUGGUAUCGCUCAGAAGUGGGAAACGAUCAAAGUGGAGGACCUGAAGCUGAGGGAAGGCGAGUUUGUUGCUGUGAACUCUCUGUUCCGGUUUAGAAACCUUCUGGAUGAGACGGUGGCAGUGCACAGCCCGAGAGAUGAGGUUUUGAAGCUGAUAAAGAAGAUCAAGCCAAACGUGUUCAUCCCUGCGGUCCUCAGCGGCUCCUACAACGCGCCUUUCUUUGUGACUAGGUUUAGAGAAGUUCUGUUUCACUACUCUUCUCUCUUUGACAUGUGCGAGACGAGUCUGCCUCAGGAAGAUCCGAUGAGGGUUAUGUUUGAGAAGGAGUUCUAUGGAAGGGAGAUCAUGAACGUGGUGGCGUGCGAGGGGAGCGAGAGAGUGGAGAGGCCUGAGAGUUAUAAGCAGUGGCAGGCGAGGGCGAUGAGAGCUGGGUUUAGACAGCUUACGCUUGAGAAGGAACUGGUUCAGAAACUGAAGUUGAUGGUGGAAAGUGGAUACAAAAGCAAAGAGUUUGAUGUUGAUCGAGAUGGUAACUGGUUGCUUCAAGGCUGGAAAGGCAGAAUUGUUUAUGCUUCAUGUACUUUGGUUCCUAUUCUCUUUCUCGAUUCGUCGCUUGAUUUCGAUCGAAACCCUAGCACCUUCUUCCUAUCCGAUCCUCUUCUCCAACCCGAUGAGAACGACUCGUCCAACACUCUUCUCAGAUACGUGAAUCAGAUCCUCAUGGAAGAGAGCGCCGGGGACAAACAGUCCAUGUUCUACGAUUCACUAGCGUUACGGAAAACAGAAGAGAUGUUGCAGCAAGUCAUCACCGAUUCCAAAGCUCAUCGUGGCUCGGUGGUUACUACUAGUAGUGAUGCAAGCGGGAGCAUAUCCAGUAGUCGAGGGCCUGUGAAUGAGAUUGUUGUCAAGAGUAUGUUUAGUGACGCAGAGUCGGAUUUGCAGUUCAGGAGAGGGCUCGAGGAAGCUAGGAAGUUCCUUCCCAACAGCGACCAAUGGGUUUUCAAUCUCGAAAGACCUCUUGUUGAGUCAGAUCUCUCGAGAGUUAAGAAGAGUCACGAGAGAGAAGUUCUUGAUCUCGAGGAAGUUAGGAGCAGUAAGCAGUCCGCUACUAAUGUUGAAGAUGUAGAAGUGACUGAUAUGUUCGAUAAGGUUCUCCUUCUCGACGGUGAAUGCGAUCCGCAAACACUGUCGACUCAACAAACACUUAGUAAUAACAAGACAAAGAGCAAGACCAAGAAGGCAAAGAAGAAGAAGAAGAGUCAGGUUAUUGAUUUCCGCACGCUUCUCACACACUGCGCGCAAGCUAUCUCCACGGGGGACAAAACCACGGCUCUCGAUCUGCUUUUACAGAUAAGGCAGGACUCUUCUCCUCUGGGAGACGCGUCGCAGAGACUCGCUCACUGUUUCGCAAACGCGCUCGAGGCGCGUCUGCGAGGAAACACGGGUCCUGUGAUCCAGACUUACUACAACGUCAUCACCUCGGUGAAAGAGACGGCUUCGGAUAUACUGAAAGCGUACAGAGUGUACCUCUCUUCGUCUCCUUUCGUGACCUUGAUGUACUUCUUCUCCUUCAGGAUGAUCCUCGACGCGGCUAAAGACGCCGAGGUUCUCCACGUGGUCGACUUCGGGAUCCUCUACGGGUUUCAGUGGCCUAUGUUUAUACAGUACUUGUCCGGGCGAAAAGACGUGCCGAGGAAGUUACGGAUCACCGGUAUAGAGCUGCCUCAGCGAGGGCUGCGUCCUGCUGAGCGUAUAGAGGAGACGGGGAGGAGGUUGGCUGAGUACUGCAAACGGUUUAACGUGCCGUUUGAGUACAAAGCUAUAGCGUCUCAGCACUGGGAAACCAUACGGAUCGACGAGUUUGACAUCAGACCGGGGGAGGUUUUAGCGGUUAACGCCGGUCUGAGGCUCAAGACUCUUCAGGACGAGACGGGUGGUGAAGAGACGUGUCCGAGGGACGCGGUUCUGAAGCUGAUAAGGAAGAUGAACCCAGACGUAUUCGUCCACGCCAUCGUGAACGGUUCGUUCAACGCGCCGUUCUUCAUAUCCCGGUUUAAAGAAGCGGUUUACCAUUACUACGCGCUGUUCGAUAUGUUUGAUUCGACGCUGCCGAGGGAUAACCAGGAGAGGGUCAGGUUCGAGAGGGAGUUUUACGGGAGGGAGGCGAUGAAUGUGAUAGCGUGCGAGGAAGGGGAUAGGGUGGAGAGGCCUGAGACGUAUAGGCAGUGGCAGGUGAGGAUGGUUAGGGCAGGGUUUAAGCAGAAACCGGUUAAGGCUGAGAUGGUUGAGUUGUUUAGGGAGAAGCUGAAGAAGUGGAGGUAUCAUAAAGAUUUUGUGGUUGAUGAGAAUAGUAAAUGGUUGUUGCAAGGCUGGAAAGGUCGGACUCUUUAUGCUUCUUCUUGUUGGGUUCCUGCUUAGUGUUUUUUAGUUCUUUUUGUUGUUACACAUGAUCAUGUAAUCUUUAGGAAUAUAUGAUAUAUUAAUCUUUUAUAGGUUUUCAAGAUUUUUGUAGCUCAAAUUCUCCUCCAAUAAAUAUAUAUACACAAAAGAUUUGGUAGUG